AACGGCCGCAUAGGUGACGACUGUGGCGGAGAAGGCCUGGAGGGGCUCUGCGUUCUCUAGUGGCGCUGCUGGGACUGGUGGCAGGCUGCGGGCUGGCGUUGUCGCGGCUGAGGAGCACGGCGAGGGCCUUCGGCUUUUCCCACCGGGAUCACCGCAACUAUGAGUGCUGCGAGGGAGUCUCACCCGCACGGGGUGAAGCGUUCAGCCUCCCCAGACGACGAUCUUGGAUCUAGCAAUUGGGAGACAGCAGACUUAGGUAAUGAAGAGAGAAAACAGAAGUUCUUGAGACUUAUGGGUGCCGGAAAGAAAGAACAUACUGGUCGUCUGGUCAUAGGAGAUCACAAAUCAACAUCUCACUUCCGAACAGGGGAAGAAGACAAGAAAAUUAAUGAAGAACUGGAGUCUCAGUAUCAGCAAAGUAUGGACAGUAAAUUAUCAGGAAGAUAUCGACGACAUUGUGGACUUGGCUUCAGUGAGGUAGAAGAUCAAGAUGGAGAUGGCGAUGUGGCUGGAGAGGAUGAUGAUGAUGAUGAUGAUUCACCUGACCCUGAAAGUCCUGAUGACUCGGAAAGUGAUUCCGAAUCAGACAAAGAAGAAUCUGCUGAAGAACUCCAAGCAGCUGAGCACCCUGACGAAGUGGAAGAUCCCAAAAACAAAAAGGAUGCAAAGAGCAAUUACAAAAUGAUGUUUGUUAAAUCCAGUGGGUCAUAACUCCAAACAUUUAGUCUUUGUAUUAAAAGUAAGCCUUAUUGUUAUAAUGCACAGUGGAGGACUGCUUCUAGAGCACAGACCUUUGUAUUAUAAUUUUUAAAAAGGCCCUUUUAAAUAAUUGCAGAGUGUUUGCUUUCAAAUGUCAUGGGUUACACUUUUAUGGGCAUGACUAUAACCAUUUUUGUAAAGAGUAAGAGUUGUAUAAAAUAAGAAAUAAAUACAGUACUCAACUUCCUUUCAUAUUGGCAUCAUCAGUGCUCUUAUCUCCCCUUUAAAUGCAGUAACAGGGAGAUGCUUUUUGUUUGUAGUAGCCGUUUCGUUGUUUUGGGGCUUUUGUUUGAUUUUGGUUUGGUUUGGUCCUUCAUAUUUUUCCUCACAAAAAAUUUAUACUGUGAUGUAUUUGUGAAAAAAUAAUCUUUAAUUUGCUAUGGUAGAAAUAUUCAUCAUGGAUAUUUCUGCUGCCAAUCAAAUUAAGUUAAUGUUGAUAGCAGAUUAAGUAAUUAAUUUACUCUUACUGACUCAACUCUCCUCUGUUGGACCAAAGCAACAUGAGAACAAGUACUUUUCAUACUUGUCAGGAUGGAAUGUUAAGAUCCCAGGCAGUGUUUAUAUAAUUUGGAUUGCAUUGUAUGUUAGGUUUUUGAUAAAGUCGGGUCAACUUUUACAGCAGAAAUGAUUUCUCAUUUAUUGCUCUACUUAGAAAUAUGUAAAACUGGAUUUUUUUCUUUUCCUCCUCCUUUUUUUUUUAGAUGUGACCAAAGUUAUUUUCUCCUUAAGGUCGAAAUAAAGAGAAAGCAGUUUCCCAUAUUUGGUUGUGAUACCUUUAUCCUCAUUAUCUAAAAAUGAGGGGCAGGCUUACUGAACAAGAAACUAAAGCAAAUUCUGUUCGUUUUAUCUCAAAGCUGUUAUUUUGAUUCAAUUACUGAAACUUUCCAGUUUUAUUGCUGCCUUUGUUAGUAUAAGAUUGGAAUCACUGGACUGCUAUUAGGUGGUUAAUUUGCUCUGCAGAUUAACACAUACUCCAUUAAGGGCUACUCAGUGGAUCUUUGAAUAACUGGGUCCAAAAUCUUAAUAUUUCCAAGAAGUUAAAAGGUGUGAGUCAGACCUGUUAGUGAGCUGAACUAUUAUACAUCCAGAUACGUGCUAUGUGUUUGAUGUGCUGAACUUAAAAAGCAAUUAUUCCUAUGUCAUUUUGAAAUUAGGAUGUUAGAGGAGUACGCCAACUAGAAAUGAUUUCUGGUUUAUAGAUUCUUAGAAUUGAAGUUUGGAAUUUCUAAAAACUGCUCACAUUGUUUAAAAUAGGUGCUAUCCUUAUGUAGAUUUAUUAGUUUGGGCAGUAGACAGUAUUGUGACAUAUAACAAAUACUUGGUUUGAAAAGAUUUCACUUAACAGUUUUAGUUUGACCACUGGUUUUCAAAACUCCAUACUGUGGGAUUUCUUGUUCUAACCACUUUGAAGUAGAAGGUAAAGAGUGAUUUCUAUUUAAAAAUGAAAGUGAGGACCAGUAUUAUGUUUUAAAAAGUAUUUUCAUCACUUUGUUGUUUAAGUAUGCAGGGUUGUUUUAUAAGUUUUUGUUCUAAUGUACAAAUUGAAGCACCCUCUUCUGAAGUAACUACUGGAGGCCUUUCUUCAUCUCCAAAUAGAGAAACUUUGGCUUCAGUUCGUGAUUCAUGUAUUACUGGGUAUUAACAAGAUUAAGAAUUGGAAUAAAUUUAGAUCUAUUGGUCCA
Messenger RNA from Ochotona princeps (American pika), 2441 nucleotides. It is a transcript of the gene C4H11orf58, whose product is annotated as chromosome 4 C11orf58 homolog. Lineage: Eukaryota; Metazoa; Chordata; Mammalia; Lagomorpha; Ochotonidae. The record is from RefSeq and is a predicted model, not a curated record. The transcript has 5 exons. Bases 160 to 711 code for a protein of 183 amino acids.